Trypanosoma grayi is the source of this 1110-nucleotide messenger RNA. Its product is annotated as protein kinase. Gene Ontology annotation, molecular function: protein kinase activity; ATP binding. The transcript has a single exon. Gene Ontology annotation, biological process: protein phosphorylation. The record is from RefSeq and is a predicted model, not a curated record. The coding region runs from base 1 to 1110 and encodes 369 amino acids. Lineage: Eukaryota; Euglenozoa; Kinetoplastea; Trypanosomatida; Trypanosomatidae.
AUGCAGCAAGCAGGAAGAUAUGUUGACGGUCAGUUCCGUGUUGUUAGGCAUUUGGGAAGCGGUUCAUUCGGUGACGCUUUCCUUGUUGAGCACCACGAGGAUCAACUUCAGUACGUCCUUAAGUGUUCGAAGACACUAAUGGGCAACGACCUUGUUCUUGUGGAGUCCAAAAACAUGAUGCAAACUACGAGCGAUCACGUAGUACGAUGCUAUCGUACAUGGAUAGAGCCAAGAGACAAGAGAUGCUAUAUGUUGCUAGAGUACUGCGACGGUGGCGAUUUAGAAGAUUACCUCAGUCACGCCUUUCCUUUGUCAGAGUCUCAGCUUAUUUCCAUGUUCGCACAGCUUCUUCUGGGACUAGACCAUGUUCACUUGAAGCAUCUUAUACACCGCGACAUCAAGUUGCAGAAUCUGUUGCUUCAGAGCGCCACAGGUAUGGUAAAGAUUGGGGACUUUGGUCUCAGCAAAGCUCUUCGGUUUACGGAUGAGGUAUCAGUCACUCGCUUGGGAACACCGCAAUAUGUUUCACCUGAGGUGUUAAAUGGCCUGGAGUAUACCAGGAAGACGGAUGUCUGGAGCAUGGGGGUUGCUUUUUAUUGUCUUAUGACAAAUGAGCUACCAUUUCCAGCGACAAGCGUGGAGGAGGCCUACCAGAAACUCUCCAAGCAACAGCCGGUGCACCCAUGUCGUCUGAGAGAAGGUUACUCCGAAGAUCUUGGCGAUGUGGUGAUCAGGAUGCUAACUAAAAGUCGCACAAAACGCCCCACCGCAAGAGAGCUACUUGCAAUGCCCGUUUUUUCAUCAGUACUGUGUGCGUGGCCGUGGCGAUCCCCACAUCUCAAGGGUACAGUGUGUCUUUUUGUCUGCCGACCACAGUCUUGUGUUAACGUUCGGUCUCAGCCGUCGUUGAAGGCCGAGCGACUCGGGGAGUUUUCGUAUGGUGACCAGGUUUUUGUUAGCGACGAUCGUUUUAACGGGGAUGGACUGACCUGGUACCGCGUUUUGUACCCGCUGGAAGGCUAUUGCAUCGCGGCUACUGCUCACGGCCGACACCUUUUCCAGAGAGUUGAUGACCCUGCGCGGUGCUCUCCCAUAAUGUCACCGAAAUAA